AUGUCGUCAGACGCUGAAAUGGCAGUUUUCGGGCCAGCUGCCUCUUUUCUCCGGAAGUCAGAAAAGGAGAGAAUUGAAUCCCAGAAUAAGCCCUUUGAUGCCAAGACCGCCGUUUAUGUGGUGAAUCCUAAGGAAUCCUAUGUGAAAGGCAUUGUACAAAGCAGAGAAGGAGGGAAAGCCACAGUCAAGACUGAAAAAGGAGAAAGUGUGACUGUUAAGGAUGACCAAGUCUUUCCUAUGAACCCUCCCAAAUAUGACAAAAUUGAGGACAUGGCCAUGAUGACCCACCUCAAUGAACCUGCUGUCCUGUAUAACCUCAAAGAGCGUUAUGCAGCCUGGAUGAUCUACACUUAUUCAGGUCUCUUCUGCGUCACUGUUAAUCCCUACAAGUGGUUGCCAGUGUACAACCCAGAGGUGGUUAAUGCAUACAGGGGGAAAAAGCGUCAAGAGGCUCCUCCCCACAUCUUCUCCAUUUCUGACAAUGCGUAUCAGUCCAUGUUAACUGAUCGCGAGAAUCAAUCCAUUUUGAUCACCGGAGAAUCUGGUGCUGGAAAAACUGUGAACACGAAACGUGUCAUCCAGUACUUUGCAACCAUUGCAACUUCUGGUGAAAAGAAAAAGGAAGAAUCAGCCCAACAAGGCAAAAUGCAUGGCACCCUUGAAGAUCAAAUCAUCAGUGCCAAUCCCUUGCUGGAGGCGUUUGGAAAUGCCAAGACUGUGAGGAAUGACAACUCUUCACGCUUUGGCAAAUUCAUCAGAAUCCAUUUUGGUGCCACUGGCAAACUGGCUUCUGCAGACAUUGAGACAUAUCUGCUGGAGAAGUCCAGAGUUACCUUCCAGCUCAAGGCUGAAAGGAGCUACCAUAUCUUUUAUCAGAUCAUGUCCAACAAGAGGCCAGAACUGAUCGAGAUGCUUCUGAUUACUACCAACCCAUAUGACUUCCAUUUUGUGAGCCAGGGUGAGAUCACUGUUGCCAGCAUUGAUGAUCAAGAAGAGUUGAUGGCAACUGAUAGUGCCAUUGACAUCCUGGGCUUCACAGCUGAGGAAAAAACAGCCAUUUACAAGCUGACCGGAGCUGUUAUGCACUAUGGGAAUAUGAAAUUCAAGCAGAAGCAGAGAGAGGAACAGGCUGAGCCAGAUGGCACUGAAGUUGCUGAUAAGGCUUCCUACCUCAUGAAUCUCAACUCAGCGGAUCUUCUAAAAGCUCUGUGCUAUCCCCGGGUCAAGGUUGGCAAUGAAUAUGUCACCAAAGGCCAAACUGUCCAGCAGGUCUACAAUAAUGUUGGUGCUCUGGCUAAAGCUGUAUUUGAGAAGAUGUUCUUGUGGAUGGUCGUCCGCAUCAACCAACAAUUGGAUACCAAACAACCCAGGCAAUAUUUCAUCGGUGUGCUGGACAUUGCUGGCUUUGAGAUCUUUGAUUACAACAGCUUGGAGCAGCUCUGCAUCAACUUCACCAAUGAGAAACUGCAACAGUUUUUCAACCAUCAUAUGUUUGUCCUGGAGCAAGAAGAGUACAAGAAAGAAGGAAUUGAAUGGGAGUUCAUUGAUUUUGGAAUGGACUUGGCUGCCUGCAUUGAACUCAUUGAGAAGCCCAUGGGCAUUUUCUCCAUCCUGGAAGAAGAGUGCAUGUUCCCCAAGGCAACAGACACAUCUUUCAAGAACAAGCUCUAUGACCAGCACCUUGGCAAGAGCAACAAUUUCCAGAAACCCAAGCCUGCCAAAGGGAAAGCUGAAGCUCAUUUCUCCCUUGUGCACUAUGCUGGCACUGUUGAUUACAACAUUAGCGGCUGGCUAGACAAGAACAAGGACCCCCUGAAUGAAACCGUGGUGGGUCUGUUUCAGAAGUCUUCCAUGAAGACCUUGGCCUUACUGUUUGCUGGUAGUCGCUUGGCGCCAAAUCUGGGCUCUGGGGGGGGCAAGAAGGCUGCCAAGAAGAAGGGCUCUUCCUUCCAGACUGUGUCUGCCCUUUUCAGGGAAAACUUAAACAAGCUGAUGACCAAUCUGAGGAGCACUCAUCCACAUUUUGUGCGCUGCCUCAUCCCCAAUGAAACUAAAACUCCCGGUGCCAUGGAACAUGAGCUUGUAUUGCACCAACUGAGAUGUAAUGGUGUACUUGAAGGUAUCCGAAUUUGCAGGAAAGGCUUUCCCAGCAGGAUUAUUUAUGCUGAUUUCAAACAGAGAUACAAAGUUCUGAAUGCAAGUGCCAUCCCAGAGGGACAAUUCAUAGAUAGCAAGAAGGCUUCUGAGAAACUUCUUGGAUCAAUUGAUGUCGAUCAUACCCAGUAUAAAUUUGGCCACACCAAGGUGUUCUUCAAAGCUGGGCUUCUGGGUCUUCUAGAGGAGAUGAGAGAUGAUAAGCUGGCACAACUGAUUACACGUACCCAAGCUAUGUGUCGUGGAUUCUUAGCAAGGUUUGAGUUCAAGAAAAUGAUGGAACGAAGAGAAUCCAUCUUUACUAUUCAGUACAAUGUUCGUUCAUUCAUGAAUGUGAAGCACUGGCCUUGGAUGAAAUUGUACUUCAAGAUCAAGCCCCUGCUGAAGAGCGCGGAGUCAGAGAAGGAAAUGGCCAACAUGAAGGAAGAGUUUGAACAAGCAAAGGAAAACCUUGCCAAGGCAGAGGCCAAAGUGAAGGAACUAGAGGAAAAAAUGGUGUCCCUAACGCAGGAGAAAAAUGACUUGCAACUUCAAGUCCAAGCUGAGUCUGAUGGCUUGGCGGAUGCUGAGGAGAGAUGUGAUCAGCUCAUCAAAACCAAAAUCCAGCUGGAAGCUAAAAUUAAGGAGCUGACUGAGCGGGCUGAAGAUGAAGAAGAAAUGAAUGCUGAGUUGACAGCCAAGAAGAGGAAACUGGAGGACGAAUGCUCAGAACUGAAGAAAGACAUUGAUGAUCUUGAGCUGACACUGGCCAAGGUGGAAAAGGAGAAGCAUGCUACAGAAAACAAGGUGAAAAACCUUACCGAAGAGAUGGCGGUCUUGGACGAGAACAUUGCCAAACUGACCAAGGAGAAGAAAGCCCUGCAAGAGGCCCAUCAACAGACCUUGGAUGAUCUGCAGGCAGAGGAGGACAAAGUGAACACUCUGACCAAAGCAAAGACCAAGCUGGAGCAGCAGGUGGAUGACCUUGAAGGGUCUCUGGAGCAAGAAAAGAAGCUUCGCAUGGACCUUGAAAGAGCUAAGAGGAAGCUAGAAGGGGAUUUGAAGCUAGCUCAGGAAUCUACAAUGGAUUUGGAAAAUGAUAAGCAGCAGCUGGAUGAAAAGCUGAAGAAGAAAGACUUUGAAGUCAGUCAACUCCAGAGCAGGAUUGAAGAUGAGCAGGCCCUGGGCGCCCAGCUUCAGAAGAAGAUCAAGGAGCUGCAGGCUCGUAUUGAGGAACUGGAAGAGGAGAUUGAGGCAGAACGGGCAUCUCGCGCCAAAGCAGAGAAACAGAGGGGUGAUCUCUCCAGGGAACUUGAAGAGAUCAGUGAGCGUCUGGAAGAAGCUGGUGGAGCAACUUCAGCUCAGAUUGAGAUGAACAAGAAACGUGAGGCAGAAUUUCAGAAAAUGCGUCGGGACCUUGAAGAGGCCACAUUGCAGCAUGAAGCCACGGCAGCUGCCCUCCGCAAGAAGCACGCAGACAGUGCAGCUGAACUUGGGGAACAAAUUGAUAAUCUGCAGCGAGUGAAGCAGAAGCUGGAGAAAGAAAAGAGUGAACUGAAGAUGGAGAUUGAUGAUCUUGCAAGCAAUAUGGAAUCUGUCUCUAAAGCUAAGGCAAAUCUUGAGAAGAUAAGUCGUACAUUAGAAGACCAGCUCAGUGAGCUUAAAUCAAAGGAGGAAGAACAUGUGCGCACAAUUAAUGACCUCAAUGCUCAAAGAGCACGUUUGCAGACAGAAACAGGUGAACUGUCCCGCCAAGUAGAGGAAAAAGAUGCAUUGAUUUCUCAACUUACAAGAGGCAAACAAGCCUUCACACAGCAGAUUGAGGAACUGAAGAGGCAGCUUGAGGAAGAAGUGAAGGCCAAAAAUGCCCUGGCACAUGGCUUGCAGUCAGCUCGCCAUGACUGUGAUUUGCUCCGGGAGCAGUUUGAAGAGGAGCAAGAAGCCAAGGCUGAGCUUCAACGGUCAUUGUCUAAAGCCAAUAGUGAAGUUGCUCAAUGGAGGACCAAAUAUGAAACAGAUGCUAUUCAGCGCACAGAAGAGUUAGAAGAAGCCAAGAAAAAACUUGCUCAGCGUCUGCAGGACGCUGAGGAACAUGUAGAAGCUGUGAAUUCCAAAUGUGCUUCCCUGGAGAAGACCAAGCAGAGGUUGCAGAAUGAAGUGGAGGACCUGAUGAUUGAUGUGGAAAGGUCCAAUGCAGCUUGUGCAGCUCUAGAUAAGAAACAGAAGAACUUUGAUAAGAUUCUGGCAGACUGGAAACAAAAAUACGAGGAGACACAGUCUGAACUGGAAGCUUCCCAGAAGGAAUCUCGGUCUCUGAGCACAGAGCUCUUCAAGAUGAAGAACGCAUAUGAAGAAUCCUUGGAUCACCUGGAAACUCUGAGGCGCGAGAAUAAGAAUCUCCAGCAGGAGAUAUCUGACCUAACGGAACAGGUUGCUGAGGGAGGAAAGGCCAUCCAUGAACUGGAAAAAGUGAAGAAGCAGAUUGAACAGGAGAAGGGUGAACUCCAGGCUUCCUUAGAAGAGGCUGAGGCCUCACUGGAACACGAAGAGGGCAAACUCCUGCGCAUCCAACUUGAGCUCAACCAGGUGAAAUCUGACAUCGACAGAAGAAUUGCAGAGAAGGAUGAAGAAAUUGAUCAGCUGAAGAGGAAUCACCUGAGAGUGGUAGAGUCCAUGCAGAGCACGCUGGACGCUGAGAUUAGGAGCAGGAAUGAUGCCCUGCGGCUUAAGAAGAAGAUGGAGGGAGAUCUGAAUGAAAUGGAGAUUCAACUGAGCCAUGCCAACCGUCAAGCUGCUGAAGCACAAAAGAACCUCAGGAACACACAAGGACAGCUCAAGGAUACUCAAAUACAUUUGGAUGAUGCUUUGAGAAGCCAGGAUGAUCUGAAGGAGCAAGUGGCCAUGAUUGAGCGCAGAGCAAACCUGAUGCAGGCUGAGAUUGAGGAGCUCCGGGCAGCUCUGGAACAGACAGAGAGGGCCAGAAAAGUGGCUGAACAGGAGCUUCUGGAUGCCAGUGAACGUGUGCAGCUCCUCCAUACCCAGAAUACCAGUUUGAUCAAUACCAAGAAGAAGCUGGAAACAGAUAUUUCACAAUUCCAAUCUGAAAUGGAGGAAUCUAUUCAGGAGGCACGCAAUGCAGAAGACAAGGCCAAGAAAGCCAUCACAGAUGCAGCUAUGAUGGCAGAAGAACUGAAGAAGGAACAAGACACCAGUGCCCACUUGGAGAGGAUGAAGAAAAAUCUAGAGCAGAGUGUGAAGGAUCUGCAGCACCGUCUUGAUGAGGCAGAACAGCUGGCAAUGAAGGGUGGCAAGAAGCAGCUCCAAAAAUUGGAGCACAGAGUGCGUGAAUUGGAAGCUGAAGUUGAGAAUGAGCAGAAGCGUAGUGCUGAUGCCAUCAAAGGUGUUCGUAAAUAUGAGAGACGAGUGAAGGAGCUGUCUUACCAGUCUGAGGAAGACAGGAAGAAUGUUCUGAGACUCCAGGAUCUGGUGGACAAAUUGCAACUGAAAGUGAAAGCAUAUAAGAGGCAAUCUGAAGAAGCUGAGGAAAUUUCCAACGUGAACCUUUCCAAGUUCCGCAAGAUUCAGCAUGAGCUGGAAGAAGCUGAGGAACGGGCUGACAUUGCUGAGUCUCAGGUGAACAAACUCAGGGUGAAGACCAGAGAAGUGCAUAAGAAGGUGGUUGUAAGCGAAGAAUAA
This is a messenger RNA of Protobothrops mucrosquamatus (brown spotted pit viper), 5829 nucleotides long. Its product is annotated as myosin-1B-like. The record is from RefSeq and is a predicted model, not a curated record. The transcript has 39 exons. Gene Ontology annotation, cellular component: myosin complex. Lineage: Eukaryota; Metazoa; Chordata; Lepidosauria; Squamata; Viperidae. The coding region runs from base 1 to 5829 and encodes 1942 amino acids. Gene Ontology annotation, molecular function: cytoskeletal motor activity; ATP binding; actin filament binding.